Molecule: messenger RNA, 789 nt
Organism: Clonostachys rhizophaga
Lineage: Eukaryota; Fungi; Ascomycota; Sordariomycetes; Hypocreales; Bionectriaceae
Source: the annotation of a GenBank genome assembly
AUGGCCAGUUACUUGGAGAAACUCUUCUCACUUGAAGGCCACCUCGCCGUUGUCACUGGGGGUACCCGUGGUAUCGGCCAGGCUAUGGCCCUCGCCCUUGCUCGCGCCGGAUCAGACAUCAUCCUUGUCCAAAGAAACGAGAGCAAUCUUGAAACAAAGAGCCUUAUCGAAUCGCUUGGCCGCAAGGCCAUUAUCUAUACCGCUGAUCUUGCUGAUCAAGAGAGCGUGUCCGCUUUGACAAAGAAGAUCCUUCAGGAUGGUCAUGAUGUUGAUAUUCUAAUCACAUGUGCUGGCAUCCAAAGACGACAUCCUGCUCACGAAUUCCCUAUGAAUGAUUGGGAUGAGGUGCUGCAAGUCAACCUUAGGACUGUUUGGACGCUCUGCCGUGACUUUGGUGCCCAUAUGCGUAACCGAGCACCAGAUGCCACCGGCAGGCGGGGAGCUAUUAUUAACGUAGCGAGUCUUGUCUCCUUCCAGGGCGGUCUCAACGUUCCAGCCUAUGCCGCUGCAAAGGGUGGCGUGGCGCAAUUGACAAAAUCUCUCAGCAAUCAGUGGGCUGCUGACGGCAUUAAUGUCAAUGCCAUUGCACCAGGUUAUAUUGCUACGGACAUGAAUGAGGCGCUGAUCAAUGACGAGAAGCGUGCUGCAAGUAUCUUGGAGCGCAUUCCCACCGGUCGAUGGGGCUCUCCACAGGAUUUUGAGGGGGCCACUGUGUUUCUAGCAGGAGCUGGAUGUAGGUACGUCAGUGGUGAAAUCCUCACCGUUGAUGGUGGUUGGAUGGGUCGAUAA